AUGGAAACGGGCAAUACUUCGAAUGCGGCAUCGCAAUCGCCCAGCUCGAGCACUCCGGGAAAGCCACACCCUCCUGGGGGGCGACAACGAGCCAUCUUCUCAUGUCUGACUUGCCGGCGGAGAAAAGUGAAAUGCGACCACGCCCAUCCAGUCUGUGGGGCUUGCGCUCGUGGAAAUCACACCUGCACGUAUGCUUCGGAUCCAGGAACCGUUCCGGCAAACCCCGGACGGGUCGCUAAGCCCGUCAUCUCCACUAAUGGGAAGGGUGCAAGAGCUUCAGACGUCCAGGCCAGGUUGGACCGACUGGAGGCAUUGCUGCACCAGGCCGUCACGGGAAAUGUUCUGGCGAAGAAGCAGCAGCAGCAGCAGCAACAACAACAAAGCGUUGGGUCCGUUGAACAUGAUUCCGAGCACACCUUCUCCCCUUCGUCGAAUAGUCAGAGCUCACAUGGCGCUGGCAUCUCGUCAGAUACUCAUAAUGGGACCCUGUUGCUCGAUGAGGGCAAAUCACAGUUUGUAUCGUCAUUACACUAUGCCCUUCUGGCUGACGAGGCCUUGCUAGGCGAAAAGAACCCAGAUGAGGACCGAAACGGACCCACUCGCAACAAUCUGGUGCACUUACUCUCCCUCGGACGCUCCAAGGUUGGUGUCGAUCUGCAACAGCUACUACCCCAGGCUCAACAUCACCGUGACGAACUCCUUCAAAUUUACUUUGCCAACGUGGAUCCCAUAACCAGGAUCACCCAUACUCCGUCAUUGGUCCGCAGAUUUCCGCUUUACGUACAGGAGACUCGACCUAUUGCUUUCGCCAUCUUCUUCUCUGCAGUGAAUUCUCUGCCUCCUGCGGUGUGCGAGGAGAAGUUCUCCGAGAGCAAAGAAGAUCUCCUCACACGCUACGAGUUGGGAAUUGAAAUAAGUUUGGCACGUGAAAACUACCUUACCACUUCAAGUCUAGAGGUCCUCCAAGGUUUGAUAUUGUGGCUCACAUGUCUGACGAAGGAGGAGGAUAUGGGAAAGGCGUGGGCUCUGAUGGGUGUUGCGAUUCGGAUUGCUUUGAAUCAAGGCCUCCAUCGCGAUCCGUCUCUUUUCCAAUCGGGCUCGAUGGAUGCUGUCACCACGGAGCUACGACGGCGCCUCUGGUGCCAAAUCUGCCAUCUGGAGUACCGUUCAGCCGAGUUCAAAGGCCAAGAACCGUCGAUCCGCGACGACGACUUCACCACAAUGUUACCGCGGAACGUGGAAGAUGACGAGCUCGUAGAAGGGGCUCCUGCCGACUCGGCUCCCUAUGAUGAAGAGAGAUUCACGAAUAUGACGACCCAGCUUGUCCGCUUCUACGGAAUACGAGCUUUACGACGAAUCAUACAGAGCACCUACAGAUUAGAGCGGCGGAUACUAGAGAGCGGCCUUCGUCAAACCUCAUGCCCAGACCUCGUGCAAGAGCUGCAAAACAUCUACCAAGGAAUCAAGAUCAUGGUGGAGGAGUUGCAUCGGAACAACGAGCAAAAGUUCCUGCGGUUCUGCAAUCCCCAGAUUCCUCUCCAUAGACUCUGCAUUGGACUCGCUAACCUGCUUGAAUGGCGGUGUUACCUACUGUUUUGGUUGAGGAUGCCCCGCGCUUAUCGGGACAUUGUGUUUUCGAACGAUGUCCGCAGGUCGAUAUUCGAAAACAGCGUUAGUGUUGUUGAAACGCUGAACGGCGCAAGUGUCGACCCUAGCGUUGCGCGUUUCCACUGGCAAAUCGGUGGUCAUGCGGCCUUCCAAGCCAUCAUGCACGUAGUCUCCGAGCUCCAGAAUCCAACAUUUGAGCCUCCGGACCGCCAGCGCGCCCUCCGAGCUCUGCGCCUUUCGCGGAUCUUGAAAGAAGACAACACCUCUAAAGCCUGGGGCGUUGUCAAGAGCAUGAUUGACAAAGUUGUAGGGGAACAACUUGUCUCUCAGCCUACUCUCGCGUCCGUCCAGACGUCUGCGGCCCCAGUAACGUACAGUAGUGCUCCCGCGCCAGCCGUGCAUCAACCCACAGUCCAGACUCAAUACUCCGACUACCCUAAUUCCACUUCGAUGUAUCCCUCAUUCCAACAAGCCUCCAACGCAUAUGAUGUACAACAAACACCAGCAGUAUCCCAACCAGACGCCUUCCAGCCUAUGGGUAUGCAGUUCAAUUGGGACGAUAUCAAUCUCGGCAACAUACUUGCAGACAUCCCGCAACAAAACCAAGAAGCGCCUGCUUUCGACUGGGGCUUCUGGGGCGAUCCUGUGAGUUUCAAUGAUCAGAUGGGUAUCGCUCUUCCUGCGGACACGGAUCUUUAUGCACCGUUUGAUACCUGA
Westerdykella ornata is the source of this 2325-nucleotide messenger RNA. RefSeq lists its product as uncharacterized. Gene Ontology annotation, biological process: regulation of DNA-templated transcription; DNA-templated transcription. Lineage: Eukaryota; Fungi; Ascomycota; Dothideomycetes; Pleosporales; Sporormiaceae. The record is from RefSeq and is a predicted model, not a curated record. Gene Ontology annotation, molecular function: zinc ion binding; DNA-binding transcription factor activity, RNA polymerase II-specific; DNA binding. The transcript has 6 exons. Bases 1 to 2325 code for a protein of 774 amino acids.